Molecule: messenger RNA, 1485 nt
Organism: Hemicordylus capensis (graceful crag lizard)
Lineage: Eukaryota; Metazoa; Chordata; Lepidosauria; Squamata; Cordylidae
Gene: PIGL
Product: phosphatidylinositol glycan anchor biosynthesis class L
Exons: 7
Coding region: 10-804 (264 amino acids)
Biological process (GO): GPI anchor biosynthetic process
Cellular component (GO): endoplasmic reticulum
Molecular function (GO): N-acetylglucosaminylphosphatidylinositol deacetylase activity
Source: RefSeq, a predicted model, not a curated record
CCGGGCAUUAUGGCAGCGGCGGCACUUGCCCUGCUGUUUUGUCUGUGUCUGCUGCCACUGCUCUGGUGGGCCUCAGGCUGGUGGCUGCAGCGUUGCCUUGGGGCGAGGGGGCGAGACAGCCGGACCCCUUUAUGCGACCGACCCGGAGCGGCUCGGCGCGACAGUGACGCCCUCCGGGUUCUGUUCGUGACGGCGCACCCUGAUGACGAAGCGAUGUUCUUCGCUCCCUCCAUCCUCAGCCUGCCUUUCGCCCGCCUCUGGCUGCUUUGCUGCUCCACAGGACAUUACUACGGUCAGGGGGAUCUUCGUAAAAAGGAACUCCUGCAAAGUUGUGAGGUUCUGGGGAUCCCUCCUAGCAACGUGGCCAUCGUGGACCACAGGGAUCUUCCAGACCAUCCGUCUGUGGAAUGGGACCUGCACCUGCUCGCUGCCCUGAUCAUGAAGCAUCUUGAAAGCAACCGCAUCAACCUGGUGGUGACCUUCGAUGCGGAAGGCGUGAGCGGCCACACUAACCACAAGUCCAUCUACACCGCCAUCAGGUACCUGCAUUCGGAAAAGCAACUUCCAGAAGGUUGCCGGGUCCUCACCCUGGAGACGGUCAGCCUCUUCCGGAAGUACCUCUCCCUCUUCGACGUCCCCAUCAGCUGCCUCCAGGACCAGGAUGUCCUGUUUGUGCUGGCGAAAGAGGACGCCGCGUUGGCCCAGAAAGCCAUGCGUUGCCACCGCAGCCAACUGCUCUGGUUCCGCCACCUCUACAUCCGCUUCUCCCGCUACAUGGUGGUGAAUUCCCUUCGCUUCCUCUGAUGAGAAGAAGCCUCCUUCCAGACUUCAGGGGUUGGGGACCAAGAGAACAGCGGCUUCUGGGGCAGAGCGGCCUGGUUGAGUCCAAAGCUCUUGCUGGGUCCCGGAAUGGAAGAGACCGAGGAGAGGUUGGUGGAGGAGCCCCCAGGUGACAACAGGAUUCAACCAUUGACAUUAUGGCUGGGAUGAGGGGAGACCCAGCAGCCAUCCCCGAAAAACACGAGUGAGAAGCAAACUUACCAGGUGGCGUAUACUGGACCAGAAACGGACAAGGGAGGAGAUGCCCCCAAACGAUCACACCCGGACAUUGUGCAAAAAUGUCUCUAGAACGCAUACGCUUUUUGUAAGAGUGAAUGGCAACUUGAAACCAUGGCCAAGGCCUUUAAAAGGGGAGGGACAUAUAUUUAUCACACUGAAAUUGACAGAGGGUUAAUUUUGCUUUGCUUUUCGGCCAAAGAUGUAUUUAAAAUCUCUGGAAAUGUACACAGUAGAUCUGGAAAACCUGCACUUUAAAUGUUGAUUCACUGGUGACUUUGGGGCUGUCAUCUUUUCUCAGCCUAACCUACCUCACAGGGUUGCUGUGAGCAUAGAAGGGGGAGUCCUUGUGUACAGCACCCUGAGCCUUUUGAGGGGAAGCAUGGGCUACAAAUGUGAGAAAUAAAUAAAUGCUACUUGUAUGCGAAA